This is a messenger RNA of Stomoxys calcitrans (stable fly), 1239 nucleotides long. RefSeq lists its product as uncharacterized. The record is from RefSeq and is a predicted model, not a curated record. The annotation marks the transcript as partial. Lineage: Eukaryota; Metazoa; Arthropoda; Insecta; Diptera; Muscidae. The transcript has 3 exons.
AAUCCAUUAAAUACGAAAUGCAAUUUCGUUGGAUAUGAAAGUGUGCUCUAUCAUGAGUGUUGCAGUCGAUUUGGCUUUAAAAGUGUGGUUUCGGAACAGAUACUUUUCACACUAUUGUUGGGUAGCUUGGCAACACAGAUUGAAGCCCAGGCCUCAUCGUUUAGCAGAAGCUAUUUUAGUUCAGCAGCGGCAAGUCCCAGUUCUCACUACUAUCAUCAUCAGAGAAGCGGAUUUGUGCCUCUAACCUACAAGAGUGAUUUGAUUAAUGAAGAAUCCAAACAUAAGUCCUCUAAAUAUGUCAAAAAAGCAUACAAAGGAUACAACUCGGAAGAGGAAGAUGCUUCUUCAGAACGUUACUCAUCGGGUGAGUAUUCGAAUGAGGCACGCCAUCCAUUUUUGGGCAAAGAACACGAUAGUCGUGAAUAUACCAUAGGCACUCACAUACGCGUACAACAUCCCAUAACUGUGCCUAAGAAGGUCAAGGCCUCCUCAUAUCCAACCAAGAGCGCAAAAUUCUCCACUCUUCAAAAUAUUGGCAGUAGCUAUUCCCUGGAUAGUUCCCAGGAAAAUCAUGGAACUUCGGAUUACUUUCCCACACCUGUCAAAAAACAAAAAUUCCCCAAAGUCUAUGAGGCAGAUCCUUUCCAUGUUAUUGCCCCACCCAAAUCUACAGCAGCAUCUCUGAUUGGCCAACACCAUUCGAACUCGAAUUACGAUGUUUUCGAACAGCAUGCCGAUUCAUAUGAAAAUUCUGACGUAUCUCUAAAACAAGUCAAGUCCAGUCUACGAGAACGUUUCAAUGGGGUGGCUUCUAAAAAGCAAAUCGAGCAGUAUUUAAAGGAUCAAGAGAAGCUAUUGGAUGAAGCUCUAAAGCUGCAACUGCUGAGUAGUCCGAAAUUUCAAAAACUUCUGAAAACAGCUGAAAAAGAGAAUUUCAAUAAGGAAAUUGAUUUUGAAGAGGAAUACAUUGCCAAUGGCCCACCCUCGUUCCGAGAACAUUUUCCCAAAGGGGCACUGCAUCCGAAUUCCAAGCGCUCUCGUAGACGUCCACCCAGCUCGGAAUUUAGUCGGCCCCACAAACCAGUGGUAGUAUCGAAACCUAGCCGAAAGUAUCGUCAUGCUUAUGUCAUUGAGGUGUAAGAGCGCGAAGUGCAGACGUUAGUAGAAGAUGACGUUAUGAUUGUUUUAAGAUUAAGUUUUAUUUAUAAUGUUGCUCAUAAUGAAAUUGUUGUUUAUAGU